Molecule: messenger RNA, 526 nt
Organism: Spodoptera frugiperda (fall armyworm)
Lineage: Eukaryota; Metazoa; Arthropoda; Insecta; Lepidoptera; Noctuidae
Product: NADH dehydrogenase [ubiquinone] 1 alpha subcomplex subunit 7-like
Exons: 4
Coding region: 119-451 (110 amino acids)
Biological process (GO): ATP synthesis coupled electron transport; mitochondrial electron transport, NADH to ubiquinone
Cellular component (GO): mitochondrial inner membrane
Source: RefSeq, a predicted model, not a curated record
AAACGUCAAUUUGAAACACGUCAAAAUCAGAUGUUUAUUUCUGAUUUUCGAGAAAGAAAAUCGUAAUUGCGAAAAAGUUAUAAUUUCUCUUAAUUUGUUGAUAUAAAAAUAUUAUAAAAUGAGUAAGGCAAAAGUAGCGUUGCGCGAUAUUUCGCCUGUGAUGCAAAAAUUGAGGGAUUUCCUUCUUGGAAGGAAACACACAAAUGCUUUACGCUUUGAGCCACUCAUCGCGGCAAGGACUCAGCCACAGCCGCAGAUCCCUGAUGGAUCGUCUCACAAGCACUCUCACAACUACUACUACACCAGGGAUGGCCGCCGUGAAGUGGCUCCCCCUAUGGAUUUGACCCAGCAGCUCCUAUCAGCUAGCAGUGACAAGGGAGCACCAAAGCAAGCAGCAAAUGUAAGGCCUACACCGGGCCCCGUGUACCAGUGGGACAAACACUAUGAAUAAAUGAACAGUAGCAAAUUAAUGGAAUAUCAAACAAAUGUCAGAUGUUUUAAGUUAAAUAAAGUGCAUGUAGUGUAA